AUGUCGAAUAUGGACGAUCUCAUCUCCCAAUUUGCCACUAAAAGAGCGCAGAACAGAAAGCAUGGUGGUGAAGAUGCACGCGAAUCAGAGGCGGCAGGAUCCUACUCUGGUGCAAAGCGCAUCAAGACAGAAGACAAGGAGCCCUCUGCUGCACCGACUACACCUCGCGCGCCAGACCAGCGCAGUCAGACCACGUCUGCCACCCCGCAGGCAGUCGCAAGCAUCGACGCUCUUUUGAUGACACCCAAACAGAAGGCUUUCCUCGGCAAGAAGCUGGACAACGCUAACAAGGCUGCGUGUGGCCUACCUUUCUGGGCCAAGAAUAAUUCACAAAUCGCCAACGGUACCGCGCAACCAACAGACCUGGGAACCAUUGAAGAAAAGUUAGAGGAAGAUCUCUAUCACUUCUGUGUCCCUGACACAGAUCCUCAACUCCAGGUCGAGAAGUUCAGGGCUUACUUCCACACCCAGAUGUCGAAGUGCCCGAAGAGAGACACUGCUCUGGCUGAGUCAAUUCCAUUUCGCCAGUCACCGGCCAUGGAGAUGCCACGCUCAGCACCUAAGUUCUCUCCUCUAGCUCCCAGCAAUGCUACGGCCAGACUUAAGCGCAGAUUCGUACCUGCUGCUCAGGAGACAACAGAGCUCAAGUUCUGCCGACACAUCCUGGAUGAGUUUGAGAAGCCAGAGAACGACGGGAUAACCGUGUACCUUCGUAUUCCUGUAUCAGAGGACGUGCCCAACUACCAUUCGACAGUCCAGCAUCCCAUGGACAUAUCUACUAUCAGAAGCAAGCUCGACAGAGGAGAGUAUGAAAUCGCCUCAGAGUUCCAGGACGACUUUAAAUUGAUGUUCAGCAACUGCUUCUUUUUCAACCCUCCUGACAAUGAAGUAAACAAGGUGGGCAGGAAAUUCUCGGAGGCCUUCGACAAUGAGUGGUCUAAGAUGGCCACCUGGAUUAACGAGCACGCUUCCGAAGCUCCUCCUGUCGAUCGCCGCUUUCUUGCACGCCGUGGAGGGUUUGACAUGCACGGAGCUAGAGCAGUUUCAAUGCGCGGUGCCAAAGGCAGAUUCUCUGCAACUCGUAAGAACAAGUCCCCGGAGUCAAAGACCAGUCGCCCAUCAUUCGCACCUCCAGAGGAAGCAUCUGAGGCUGUCCAACCGGCACAAAAGUUAACCACACCAGACCAGCAGAUCGCAGUCUCACCUACAGCUACCACUACACCUUCCUUGGAUCUGGUCCAGCCGGCUCGCAAGUCCAUUGCAACAGAACAACAGCUCCCAUACUCAGCUGAAGCCAAUCCUGUACCCGCCAUCGAAGUUGUGCAGCCCUCUGAGCCUACAUCGAGACAGCCCACUGCAACAACACCCGUCAUCGAGGAUCCUGAAUCUCAGAGAGCUAGACUAGAAGAGGAGAUCGCAGCGGAUCAAGCGCGACUCGCAAGCAAGAUGGCAAAGCUCGCCGCCAUCCAAAAGAGAAAGUCCCUUCGAGAUGAAAGUGCUACUCUUAAAAUCGAACGUGAGCCACUCGACAAGGAGAUCACCUCCAAAGGCAACGCGUACACUGGCAUCCGCAACAAGAUCAAAGAGAUGCAGGAGAAACUCAGUGAGUACGACAAGAAGCGCGAUGAUCUGAACCAACAGGGAAAGCAGCUAUGGAGAAUUGCUGAAGACAUCAAAGUCCAGAUCCAGCUGUCCGGCAAGAGAGUUGCUCAGACUGACUCUAGACAAAAGACCAUCGUCCAAGAGCUCGAGACACUUGAUUCGGAGAACAUUGCUUGA
Molecule: messenger RNA, 1779 nt
Organism: Aureobasidium subglaciale EXF-2481
Lineage: Eukaryota; Fungi; Ascomycota; Dothideomycetes; Dothideales; Saccotheciaceae
Exons: 3
Coding region: 1-1779 (592 amino acids)
Biological process (GO): regulation of DNA-templated transcription; chromatin remodeling
Cellular component (GO): chromatin; nucleus
Source: RefSeq, a predicted model, not a curated record